UAUAUAGAAGGGACUUGACAAAUGAGCAUAUCACCCACCCCCGUAUACACAUAAUUAUUUUUUUUUUCUUUCUUUCUUUCCUUUCUUUUUUUGAAAUCAAAAUGAAAAUGAACGAAUCCACAAAAGACACACUCUACAAGGUUGCUGAUGUCACAAAGACUGUUGUUCAUUGGGGAUUUAUUCCUUUUGUUAUUUACUUGGGUAUGACUCGUUCUAACCCUAGACCUUCUGUUCUCAAGCUCAUUAGUCCUCUUGCUUAAAUAAUCCUUUAAUACCAACACUGUAUUAAUGACUAAGCCAGUUUAUAUACAUGUACAUUUAUAUAUAUAUAUAUAUAUGUAUAUAUUCUUUUCAUCUUUUGUACAAAGUAAAUACAAUACUUUUAUUAUAUGCUUCACAAUCCUCUCUUCCAUUCUUUUAUUCUGUGUUAGAAAGUAGAAUAAUGGAGAAAUAUUUUAAUAAAUGAAAGAAAGAAAAAAAAAAUCUUGUAUAUCAAAAUUUGGAAGCUUCAUGCUGGAUGAUGACACUUCAUGGCAGUUAAUUUCAUGAACGUUCCAACUAGUUGUAAUUUUAUUUAGAAAUAUCCUUUAUAUUAUUUAUUUCAAAAAAAAAGGAGGAUGUUUUGUAUUUCUUUUCCUUCUUUCUUGUAAAGAACUUUUUUUUUUU
Messenger RNA from Cokeromyces recurvatus, 666 nucleotides. Its product is annotated as putative mitochondrial import receptor subunit tom7. Gene Ontology annotation, biological process: protein insertion into mitochondrial outer membrane; protein import into mitochondrial matrix. Gene Ontology annotation, cellular component: mitochondrial outer membrane; mitochondrial outer membrane translocase complex. The record is from RefSeq and is a predicted model, not a curated record. Bases 102 to 260 code for a protein of 52 amino acids. The transcript has 3 exons. NCBI's taxonomy places the organism in Eukaryota, Fungi, Mucoromycota, Mucoromycetes, Mucorales, Mucoraceae.